Molecule: messenger RNA, 255 nt
Organism: Suillus plorans
Lineage: Eukaryota; Fungi; Basidiomycota; Agaricomycetes; Boletales; Suillaceae
Exons: 2
Coding region: 1-255 (84 amino acids)
Source: RefSeq, a predicted model, not a curated record
AUGAAAUUUUCUCUUGUCUUCAGCGCGCUCGCAUCCAUCGUGAUUCUUGCUACAGCGUACCCUACGCAAGGAGCCAUUGCGAAACGUUCCUAUGUAGAGAAACGUACCGACCUUCUAUCAAGUGUGGAGAAGCGUGAGGAACUUGAUGUUGGUUCCAGUGAUAUGAACUACAACUACCAUUAUUCGAAGAGGGAUGAGGGGAAGCGCGAGGAACUUUAUGCUGGGGAAAUUGAUUACGAUUACCGCUCGUACUGA